UGCCUUGUGUUUUUUUUGGUACCAUGUUAUAAGUAUCAUCCCCACUCAAUUUCAGCUGUUGCAGCUUUCGUGGCCGAUGUUGAUAUUGUCAUACUGGUUACAUAAGGUAGUCCGUUGUUGACCUUACUAUCAUCUUCAGGCAUGUUCGAGGCUCCAUAUCCACCUUACGAUCCCAAGGACCGAGACGGAUUCUCGUAAGCUUCUGUCUCACGCUGAUUUCCAGGCCAGAGCUUCUAGUUCAGUCCCACAGUUACCAGACGGUCGUGCACCGGUGGCCAGUCAUUAUCACUGGCGUUAUCGACCGCAUGCAUCGAUUGAGCCACGACCUUUACAUCGAGCUGAAUGCAACCGAAGACGAGGCUGUGAAAGCAGAACUGACUGCCCGCAUCGAUGAGGCUAAAUCUGUCAUUGAGAAGAUCAGCAAGCUGAAGUACGAGAUGGGGAGGGACCAUGCUCUCUCACCGAUCCCCGCAGACGGGGAACCGGCGGACGAAUACAACUUGGAACUCAAUCGAUUGGCGCAACGCUCGCAGAAUACCUGGUUCACGGCGCCGUGGCUCUUCGCAGAAUGCUAUCUGUAUCGACUCCUGAGAUCUUUCCUCCUGCAGACCAGCCAUUGGCGCUCGUUCGAUCCGUUUUUCUCACAGAAGAUCGACACAUUCAAGCAGUCCGGCAAAGCCAUUCAUCAAAUUGCCACUACAAUGCAUGAGCUGGAAGAAGAAAAGGAUCGGCUCCAGUCCGAUCCGAGCAAGUUGGCUGUUCUCUUUAAGGAAAUGAUUCAGAUGUGUUUGUGGGGAAAUGCAACUGAUCUAUCUCUUCUGACACAUCUUUCUGCGUCCGACAUCGAGCAUCUGCAAAGUGUCGGCAAGGAUGCUCAAGCGGCGAGACAAGAGUUCAUACUCCGAGACAACCAAGAAGCCGUUUGGGAGCAAGUCAAAUCCUUGCAUCAGGCUCGCGUAGACUUUGUUCUCGACAACGCUGGGUUCGAGCUUUUCACUGACCUGGUUUUCGCCGACUUUCUGGUCACCUAUACUCCCUACGUCUCUAAAGUGAUCUUCCAUCCCAAACUCAUCCCUUGGUUUGUUUCCGAUGUGACACCCCCAGACUUCUCGGAAACGAUCACGAGUCUGUUGGAUCCUGGAUUCCUUGCCAGCAUAGAGUCUUCCAAUCCAGAGCGGGUGCGGAAUCUCGUGUUACGAUGGCAGAAAUAUAUUGCCGACGGCACAUUCUCGUUGUCCGUCCCUGAGACGACUCCUUUGGGAGGCGGAGUUUCUGGUGAUAUGGCAGCAUUUUGGACUUCGCCCUGGCCUUACUGGGAUAUGGAAACGCGCGCGCCGAAUCUGUAUGCCAAACUGAAAGACAGUGGUCUGGUGAUAUUCAAGGGAGAUUUGAACUAUCGCAAACUCACGGGCGACAUCAAAUGGCCGGCUUGGACAGCCUUUUCUGACGCCGUUGGCCCUCUUGCAGGAUCUUUCCCCCUGCUCAGCUUACGGACUAACAAAGCGGAUGUUGUCGUGGGUGUCGAUCGAGAAAUUGCUGAAAAGUUAGACGCGGAAGGCAAUAAAUGGCGUGUGGAUGGGCGCUACGCCCUCAUUUCGUUUAUUCCGAAUAAGUAGAGCAGAUGGAAUAAAUACGUGAGCAACAUUGUCCCGGUGAAAUCAAAUAUUGUAGCUAGACAGCUUUGGAUAGAAAUCGUGACGCAAGUACAUAUACAAAAGAUCCAGUAAAUAGAGUUUGAGACACUGUUGUUUGUGUUGUUCCAGUGUGACUUCACUCUUCUUCAGCGGCCUCUUCGGCCUCCUGCUCAACAGCAUCAGCUUCCGCGUCCUCAGCAUCCUCCUUGUCAGCCCCUUUGCUGCCCAACACAGUGGCAUUGAUGCUAGGUCUCGUCAGUGAUUGCUGAAUACCCACACACAAACGACGCACGUCAGCAUUACAGAGACCUUCUC
Mycena citricolor is the source of this 1949-nucleotide messenger RNA. Lineage: Eukaryota; Fungi; Basidiomycota; Agaricomycetes; Agaricales; Mycenaceae. The record is from the annotation of a GenBank genome assembly.